AAUAGUGAAUACUAGUCUACUCUAUACGGCAUACAAAACUUUGUUAAUUAGUUUUUGAAACGUAGUGAUUAUAUUCUCUUUGAGUUUAAUACAAAAAAAUACCAGUCCUAAAAUCUAGUACAUUAAUAGGAUAUAGGUCCUGGAAUCUGAAUUCUGUUACUUGUACUGAAUGGAGGACCCCCAAGAGUCUUCAGAACCUACUCGUGGAAUCAACGGAGAUUAUAAAAAUAUCGUUUAACACCCAGCGAAAAGAAAGACAUGGACAUGGAUAAUAAUUUAAAAGAAGCCCAAGAUAGAAGGUUACACAAUUUGAGCCCAGGUGGAAAUAAAGAUGGACCCAGGUUGGAGAGUGAAGAACUGCCCACAUCUGAGAGUAAUGAAGUGCUCGAAUUAAAGGGCGCAGAUGCAGAGGAGCUGGUGAAUACAUCCCAAACAGAGGAUGCAGAAACACCCAAGCUAGGAGAAGCAUCCCAGGCAGAGGAAACACCCAUGUUAGGGGCAGCAUCCCAGAUAGAAAAUACAGAAACACCCAGGGUAGUGGAAGCAGCGCAGGCAGAGGAUGCAGAAACACCUAAGAAAGAAGCGUCCCUGACAGAGAGUGCAGAAAUAGUCAGCCAGAGGGAAGUAUCCAAGGCAGAGGAUACAGAAACACCCAGGAUAGGAGAAGUAGCCCAAGCAGAAGAUUCAGAAACUCCAAGAGUUCGGGAAGCAUCCCAAGCAAAGGAUGCAGAAAUACUCAGGCUUGAAAAGGCAUCCCAAGCAAACGAUGCAGAAAACCCUAGGCUGAGGGAAGCAUCCCAGGCAGGGGAUACAGAGAAACCCAGGCUUGGAAAAGUAUCCCAAGUAAAAGAAUCAGAAAAACUUAGACCUGGGGAAGCAUCCCAAGAAAAGGAUACAGAAAUAACCAGACUUAGGGAGACAUCCCAAGUAAAGGAUGCAGAAACUUCCAGGCUAGGGGAAGCAACCCAGGCAGAGGUUACAGAAACACCCAGGUCAGGAGAAGUAUCCCAAACAGAAGGUACGGGAACCCCCAGCCUGGGGGACACCUCCCAAGCAAAGGAUUCAGAAAUACCUAGGCUAAGUGAAAAAUUGCAAACAGAAGAAACACCCAUUUUGGAGCAAGCGUCCCCAGCAGAGGAUGCAGAAACAUCCAUGCUUGAGGGUACAUCCCAGGCAGAAUAUGCAAAAACAUCCAUAAAGGGAGAAUUAUGCCAGACAAAAGAUGCUGAAAAGAAAAUAUGUGAUAAACUUGGAGUGAACAAUGACAAAAGAUGGCGUAAAAGGGCACAAGAAAAUCAUGCAGAUACAGAUUCUGAAAGAAAUUUUGGUCCGAGCAAUGCCAAACAAAAGACAAUGAGAAAUGGAUCUUUUCCUUCCCAGAAGAACUAUGCUUUCCUUCUGAAGGAAAUGUUAGAUAAACGUGAAUCAAAUCGUAAAUUCUUAGUUCAAUACUACCAUGCAAAAAUGGAUUUACUAAAUAGAUGUCAAAUAAGUGGGAAAAAUGCUGUUGAUUGUAUCAUAGAUGGAAUAGAAGACUUUAAUGUUAAACAAACCGUCAAAUUUGCAGAAUUUAAGGAACCAGAAAAUAUACUCUCUUUCUUUAAAACAAUAACACCUGCCAGUAAUAAAGAUAAAAAGCGUUGCUAUAAUUGUAAAGAAACGGGACAUAUUAUGCGCCAAUGUCCUAAGACCCAAGUUAAGUGUGCAAUAUGCGAAAAAGUUGGUCAUCGAACUUCAAAUUGUAUCACAGAUAAAACCUUUACUAUGGAAAUCGUAAAUGAAAAUCUGAUCCAUGAAAAUAAUAUUGAGGAUCAAGUUACCGAUUUAGUUGAUGUGCAUUAUAGUGAUAUUGAUAAUUAAACUAAUUAAUUUAUAUUAAACUAGAUUAUGCCCGCGACUUCGUCCGCAUGGAUUUAUGUUUUUAAGAAUCUCACAAGAACUCUUUGAUUUUCCAGGAUAAAAAGAAGCCUAUGUCCUUCCUCGGGAUGCAAACUAUCUCUGUACUAAACGUCAAAAUGGGUUAAACAGAAGCAAGCAGUCAGACAGACAGAUAGACACACUUUCGCAUUUAUAAUAUUACUAGCUGAUGCCCGCCUAUUCGAUGUGGAUUUACGAGUACCUAUACGAGUAGGUUUUUAGAAAUCCCGUGGGAACUCUUCGAGUUUCCGGGAUAAGAAGUAGCGUAUGUGCUAAUCCACUAAUUAAAUCUAAUCCACUAAUUAAAGCGUAUGUGCUAA
Maniola jurtina (meadow brown) is the source of this 2237-nucleotide messenger RNA. RefSeq names its product neurofilament heavy polypeptide-like. Gene Ontology annotation, molecular function: nucleic acid binding; zinc ion binding. Lineage: Eukaryota; Metazoa; Arthropoda; Insecta; Lepidoptera; Nymphalidae. The record is from RefSeq and is a predicted model, not a curated record. Bases 259 to 1860 code for a protein of 533 amino acids. The transcript has 3 exons.